CUGUUAUGAAGUUCAUCUUAUUCUCGUGCCUUUUAAAUCAUUGGUGAAGAGCUACGACUGGUCAGGUGACCUUGACACCAUGGAAUUCGAUAAGUCUGCCAAAGAUUGUUAUCAAUCCCUGCAACGCUCCUUGUUGGCUGAAAUGAAGUUCAUAUUCUUGAUUGCUCUAGUUUUCAUGAUAGUUCCUCAUGCAGCUGCAUACGACCCAUUGGAUCCAAAUGGAAACAUAACAAUCAAAUGGGAUGUAAUGUCCUGGACACCAGACGGUUAUGUGGCUACAGUAACCAUGAGCAACUUCCAAAUGUACCGGCACAUUAUAAGCCCUGGCUGGACUCUAUCAUGGUCAUGGGCUAAGAAAGAAGUGCUAUGGUCAAUGGUGGGGGCUCAAACUACAGAGCAAGGAGACUGUUCUAAGUUCAAGGGAAACAUACCGCAUUGCUGUAAAAAGACCCCCACGGUUGUCGACCUGCUACCUGGAGUCCCUUACAACCAGCAAUUCUCCAAUUGUUGUAAGGGCGGUGUGAUGGCGGCAUGGGGCCAGGAUCCUACAGCUUCAGUCUCAGCCUUUCAGGUGAGCGUUGGACUUGCCGGAACGUCAAAUAAAACAGUGAAACUGCCCAAGAACUUCACUUUGCUUGGUCCAGGACCAGGGUAUACUUGUGGACCUGCAAAAAUAGUGCCAUCUACGGUCUUCCUAACACCUGACCGUAGACGAAAAACCCAGGCCCUCAUGACAUGGAAUGUCACCUGCACCUACUCACAGUUUCUAGCCUCCAAAAAUCCAACCUGCUGCGUUUCAUUCUCAUCUUUCUACAAUGAAACAAUCACUCCUUGCCCAACCUGUGCUUGCGGUUGCCAGUCCAAGAACAGCUGUGUCAAGAGUAACUCGAAGGAAUCCCACAAAAAGGGGAUAAACACGCCAAAGAAGGACAACACACCAUUGCUACAAUGCACACAUCAUAUGUGCCCUAUUCGAGUGCACUGGCAUGUGAAGGUCAAUUACAGAGACUAUUGGCGCGCAAAGGUUGCGGUAACUAAUUUCAACUACCGGAUGAACUACACAGAGUGGACUCUUGUUGUUCAGCAUCCAAAUCUCAACAAUGUCACUCAAGUCUUCAGCUUUGAUUACAAGCCUCUCGUACCUUAUGAAUCCAUAAAUGAUACUGGUAUGUUCUAUGGCAUGAAGUUCUACAAUGACCUUCUAAUGGAAGCUGGCCCUUUUGGAAAUGUCCAAUCUGAGGUGCUUCUUCAGAAGGACAAGAACACUUUUAGCCUGAAGCAGGGAUGGGCAUUUCCGAGGAAGGUCUACUUCAACGGUGAUGAAUGCAUGCUUCCCCCACCUGACACAUAUCCAUAUCUGCCUAAUUCCGCAUAUGCAAAUCCAACUUCAAUUCUGUCAAUGGCAGCUUCAUUGCUCCUGAUAUUGCUGUCUAUGGGGUGACCAGCAGAGGAAAAUUAUAACUUUCUGAUGUUCUUGCAGCAGAUCAUAUACAUGGUGGUUUUGAAAGCCAGACAACUUUUUUGUAACAGGUACAUUUAUCAUCAUUAACCCUCACCUGUGAACUAGAAGUUAUAAUCAGGUGUGGGAACAUUCAGCUGUACUAUUCUUUUGUACGAGUGAUUGAACUUGUGAUGAACAAACUAGAGCUAUAUUUCACUCAAAACAUAAAGAUUUUUGGUGUGUUCAAACCAAA
This is a messenger RNA of Populus nigra (black poplar), 1694 nucleotides long. RefSeq names its product COBRA-like protein 4. The transcript is spliced from 6 exons. The record is from RefSeq and is a predicted model, not a curated record. The coding region runs from base 80 to 1441 and encodes 453 amino acids. Gene Ontology annotation, biological process: cellulose microfibril organization; plant-type cell wall cellulose biosynthetic process. Gene Ontology annotation, cellular component: plasma membrane. NCBI's taxonomy places the organism in Eukaryota, Viridiplantae, Streptophyta, Magnoliopsida, Malpighiales, Salicaceae.